This is a messenger RNA of Trichomycterus rosablanca, 4395 nucleotides long. Its product is annotated as lysine-specific demethylase RSBN1L-like. The record is from RefSeq and is a predicted model, not a curated record. The coding region runs from base 63 to 3137 and encodes 1024 amino acids. Gene Ontology annotation, cellular component: nucleus. NCBI's taxonomy places the organism in Eukaryota, Metazoa, Chordata, Actinopteri, Siluriformes, Trichomycteridae. The transcript is spliced from 8 exons.
CUCUCCCCUACCUCACACAAACAGCAGCAGUGUGCGAGAGAGUAAAUAGAGAAAAGCCCAAGAUGGCGGAGCCAGUCAGCCUCAUUCACUUCGGCUCAACGACCAAGAGCCCACUUUCUAAACCGAAAGAAGCGAAACAGUCGUCCGAGAACCGAGCGCAGUCUUCCAGGGACCACCAUCCUCCACCACCGAAAAAGAUUCGCAGCGAAGAGAAGAGCCUGAAAGCCAAGAAGCUCAAUGGCGAAGGCGGCGGAGGAGGCGGAGAGAAACAGCAGCAGAGUUAUGGCAGCAGCAGUAGCGCGACAACAUGGAGCUUUAGCCCCGGUAAAGCGAGCAACCCUGCUCAGCUUCAACCUCCUCCUCUCCACAAAGUAUUUAAGCAGAGCGCCUUUUUGGCCUCACCACCUAAACCUAAAAAGCUGAAGGAGAAACGGGAGAAGGAGAGAGAGAAGGAGAAAAGGAAACACAAACUGUGCUCUGAGAAGAGCAGCAGCAGCAGCAGUGGCGGCGGUAGUAGCGUCAAUGUGGGCAUGAAGAAGGAGAACGGAGAGCUAAAGUUAAUGCAGAAAGAGCAUAUCGUCAAAGACAAGCUGAAGGAGAAGGACAGGGAGAGGGAAAAGAAAAAAGAAAGGGAUAAAGAAAAAGAGCAGGAUAAGGAAAAAGACAAGGACAAGGAAAAGAAGACACACAAAUUGGUAAACGAGAUUAAACGAGAAAAUGGCGAAGUGAAGAUGCUUCAGAAAGCUGACACGGAGAAACCAAAGGCGGACACAGAGGAGCUGCUGCUGAAAAAGGCCAAGAAGAAAAAGAAAAAGAAACACAAAGAGGGGGAGAAACGGAAGCGGCCCAAGAUGUACAGCAAGUCCAGCCAGACGCUGUAUUCUGCCCUGCUGAGCCCGGACCUCCCAGGCCUGCUGUCCAGAACAGAGCCAGAGUUCAAGUCCCCUCUUCCUGUCUCUAACUCCCUCUCCCUCUCCUCCUCUCCUCCUGUUGUCAAGCAGGAAAAGGUCAGCUGCACCAAGUCCACUUGUGAGGCCAAAGACACUGGUAUCACAGGUAGCAUGAAAAUCUUGCAGCUUCACUCUAGGUUGCCCGGUCUGGAUGGCCUGGAGUUUGGCCGUUUUGUGCACGUGGAGCAGCAGCCAAAUGGUGGAGCCCUUGUUGCACAUGCCUACAUUCGUGAACUCUCUGUUCUGUCCUCUGAGGAGAUGCAGCGUUUUGCACAGGAGUUUGUGACACUGGCCUUCUGUGAGGAUCAAAAUGGCACAGCUCACUAUGUCAUGGGCAUCAUCCAUGGAGCGGCAUCCUACCUCCCUGACUUUCUGGACUACUUCUCUUCCAAGUUCCCAAACUCGCCCGUCAAAGUGGAGAUCCUUGGGAAAAAGGAUAUUGAGACGACCACUAUGGCAAACUUCCAUUCUCAGGUAGAGAGAUCCUAUUCUCAUGGGACAUACCGCGCCGGGGCCAUGCGCCAGAUCAGUUUAGUAGGUGCCGUGGAUGAGGAGGUGGGGGACUACUUCCCAGAAUUCCUCACCCUGUUACAGCAGUCCCCCUUCCUAGAACGGACGUUACCAUGGGGCACCUUCUCCAGUCUGAAGCUGCAAAGCCCUAAGGAAAGUGAUGACGGGCCUAUUAUGUGGGUUCGUCCUGGAGAGCAGAUGAUUCCUGUCACUGACAUGCCAAAGUCUCCUUUUAAAAGAAAAAGGUCAACCAAUGAAAUCAAGAACCUGCAGUACCUACCUCGGACGAGUGAGCCACGUGAGAUGCUCUUUGAGGACCGAACACGUGCACAUGCUGACCACAUCGGCCAGGGCUUUGAAAGAGAGACCACUGCUGCUGUGGGUGUGCUGAAAGCUGUACGCUGUGGAGAGAGUGCGGAGCCUCCUCGGAUUACCAAAGAUGUAGUCUGCUUCCACGCAGCAGACUUUACUGAGGUUGUGCAGAGAUUACAACUGGAUCUGCAUGAGCCACCCCUGUCACAGUGUGUACAGUGGGUGGAUGAUGCCAAGCUGAAUCAGUUGAGGCGCGAGGGCAUCCGCUACGCUCGCAUCCAGUUGUAUGACAGUGACAUCUACUACAUCCCACGCAGCGUGGUCCACCAGUUUAAGACGGUAUCAGCCGUGUGCAGCCUGGCCUGGCAUGUCCGCCUAAGACAGUACCAGCAGACCACAGAGAAAAAGGCAGCUGAAGAUGAGGACCAGAAGCCCCUGUUGUCUCCCUCCGAAUGUAUUAAACAGGAGCGUUCGUGUGAGUCUCCAACAGUGCCCGAAGCUCCACCCAACGACACCAAGCAAGCCAGAGACAUGCCUCCUGUGCCCCAGAUUAAGGUGGAGGAGGCAGAGCUGCAUUCUGAGAGGACUGCCAAAGCCCCCACUUCCAGCUACGCUGCAUCGCCAGUGGCUCCAGCAUCGGACAGCCGAGGCAAAGCAUCGCAUCAUUCAGAUUGGCGAACUGCUUCUUCACACACAUCAAAGACAAUGCCCAGUCUAAGUUCUACAACCAAACAUGCCCAUUCAACUACACCAACCAAACAUGCCCACCCAACUACACCAACGAAAGCACUGCACAGCUCUACAUCAACCAAACACACACACUCCAGUUUAGCAACCAAACACAGCCACUUGCAUCCAAAAUUCACCCAUUCUUCUAGCACUAUAUCCACCAAACAAGUGCAUUCUUCUCAUACAUCCAAACACACACUCACUACUCCAACCAAACACACACAUUCCCCCCAUCCAAAAACCACCACUGGACAUUCCGACUCUCGGACUGUUUCGUUUUUGGCUCAACCACAGAUUCAUCCUCAGCUGCAGGUUCUGCCCCAGUCUGUUUCAACUGUGUCCCAUGUUGUGUCUCAAUCCUUUCACCUACAAACGCAGCUACUUCCCCAACCAGUUUUGACUUCGCCAAAGGUACUGCCCCAGUUGGUUUCACCUCAGGCCCAGGCUCUGUCCCAGCCUAUGCCCCAGUCAUUUCCACCUUCGCCACAGGUUCUUCCCCAAUCAGUAAUGCCUCAGUCACAGGUUCUAUCCCAAACCAUGGACUCUGUUUAUCCAAAGGUCAGACCACAAGACAAUCGGCCACACCAGCAACUCAAUCCGGUUGCGCAUGAACAGCAGAAAGACUUUUUAUGCUGAUUUGUAUAUAACAGUUUUUAAGGGUUUUUGGUUUUAUCCUUUUAUUUUUCUUUUAUCGUUUAAGUUUUUUUGUGUUGACUAUUUGUUUCUGUCGAUGCAAAGAGGCAAUGCUAAAUGAGAAAUGGGAAUGACUCCAACUGAUGCGAGAUGGAAGGAUGUCCAGCAGGGCCGUUACUGAUUGAAUUCACAGCAAAUGUAGCGUGUAACAUUCCUCAGUGCCUGCCUGUAACUGUGAACUGUCAAAAGCACUUAGGGCCAGCUGCACUGCAACCCUGCAGGUCGGAAAAAAACCCAAACAGGUCCUUAAAUAAUAUAUUUUUAAGUUGUAGGCUAUAGUUGAGUAUUAGAGCUGACAUUAACAUAUAAAUAUAUAUAUAUUUUUAAGAUGAGAAAGAAUUCUUUUAAUGACUCCAGGCUUUUCCAUAGAGCUUAUUUAUAUCGAGUUUGUUUCAUUUUAUUGUCAGCACUGUAGUGUAUAUAACAUUUUUUUCUAAGCAAAUGUGUAGUUUGGUUUAUAUCUAAUAAGAACCUCGUAAUAAAGCGUUCUUAAGAUUUGCUUUGUUGUCAUGUAAACAAGGGCUACACUGAUCGAUCAUGUGCGUAAUCCAAACUGAAUCUUGUGUUUAAAAAGUAAGCAUUUUCUGACCUGCCCAACACACACUGUCCUAAUUAAACCAUAAACAUUUCCCAAUUCACUCUGUGUAGAACUUCAGAGAAUUAUGUUUAGACAUGAAUUAAGAUUAAAAACAUAGGAUGAGUACACAAUGCAAUGUAUUGUUUCGUACCUUGUUGAUGUCACAUACCAAUGUUGUGCAUUACUUUUUAAUCGGUGUACUUCACUGCCUCUGACUCUGCUAAUGUCACAAUGUGGUAUGGAUAGAGGCUUUUUUGUGAUUGUGUUGCUUAGCCAAACAACUGGAGUUGAAGUUGGAUUUGACUGUACGAGUGUGGUUAUGUAACAUGGCCACCCACACUGCAGAAGUUACGGCAAUAAGAUAAACAGUUUAUUUGUGUUUUAAAGUGCAGUUAUUUUUAGACCUGUGUGUUAGUGUUAUUACUGUUUUGCUUUAAAACAACCUUAAGGCCACACACAUUAUAGAUUAUGUCUGCAGUGAUUUAAAAGGUAUUCAGACACAUUUACUUUUUGUGUUUUAAUGGAUGUUAUUGCCAUUUAUUCGCCUCAAUCUACAAACCCCAAUUCCAGAAAAGUUGGGACUUUUUAUAAAAUGUAAUAAAAGAAGAAUCUGUGAUUUGUUAA